Salmo salar (Atlantic salmon) is the source of this 5351-nucleotide messenger RNA. The record is from RefSeq and is a predicted model, not a curated record. Lineage: Eukaryota; Metazoa; Chordata; Actinopteri; Salmoniformes; Salmonidae.
UUUAGCAGCUCCCGUCAACGUUGAGUUGACAAGCAGCCGCCGGCAAGGAUCAGUGUUGGUUGCUUUCGUCAGGCAUUUUUUGUUGUUGUUCCUUUGCAGUUAAAACAACCAAAAGAAGAAGAAGAAGAAUUACAAGCCAUGGCUCCUACAAUAUAUGAGAGUUCAACAAGAAAAGGUAGUGGCCCUAGCAGACAUUCCCUAGAGGCUGAGCUCAGGGAGCUGUUAGGCAAGAGGAUCAUGAUACUAGAUGGAGGGAUGGGCACCAUGAUCCAGGAGAGGCGAUUGGAGGAGGAGCACUUCAGGGGGGAGGAGUUUAAAGACCACACCCACAGCCUGAAGGGCAACAACGACCUGCUGAGCAUCACACAGAGUGAUGUCAUCUACAAUAUACACAAGGAAUACCUGCUGGCCGGGGCAGACAUCAUUGAGACCAACACUUUCAGUAGCACCUGUAUCGCCCAAGCCGACUACGGACUGGAACAUUUGGCUUAUCGUAUGAACAAGGUAUCAGCGGAGGGUUGUUUUGACUCUCUGAUGUUUUCCCAGGCUUAUCGUAUGAACAAGGUAUCAGCGGAGGGUUGUUUUGACUCACUGAUGUUUUCCCAAGCUUGUCGUAUGAACAAGGCUUAUCGUAUGAACAAGGCGUCAGCGGAAAUAGCCAGGAAAGCAGCAGAUGACAUCACCAACCAGACAGGUUGUAAGCGAUACGUGGCAGGCGCCAUGGGCCCCACCAAUAAAACCCUGUCUGUGUCUCCCUCCGUGGAAAGACCAGACUUCAGGAACGUCACCUUUGAUGAGCUGGCUGAGGCCUACACUGAGCAGGUUCGGGGUCUGUUGGAUGGAGGAGCAGAUAUUAUCAUGGUCGAGACCAUCUUUGACACGGCCAACGCCAAGGCAGCACUGUUUGCUAUCGACAAACUGUUUGAAGAGAGCUACGAACCAAGACCUAUAUUUAUAUCAGGCACCAUCGUGGACAGGAGUGGUCGUACUCUCUCAGGACAGACAGGAGAGGCCUUCGUCAUCAGUGUGUCCCAUGCCAAACCCCUCUGUAUUGGGCUUAACUGUGCCUUAGGAGCCACUGAGAUGAGGCCUUUUAUUCAAGCUAUUGGGAAAUGCACCACCGCUCACGUCUUAUGCUACCCCAAUGCAGGUCUCCCCAAUACGUUCGGUGGAUACGAUGAGACCCCAGAGUUGACAGCUUCACAUUUAAAGGACUUUGCUACAGAUGGUCUGGUGAAUCUGGUUGGUGGAUGCUGUGGAACGACUCCUGCACACAUCAGAGCCAUUGCUGAGAAAGUGAAGCACUGCCAGCCCAGAGUGCCCCCUACUGACGUCUUUCAGGACUACAUGCUACUCGCAGGUCUGGAGCCGUUCAGGAUCGGUCCGUACACUAAUUUCGUUAACAUCGGCGAACGUUGCAACGUGGCUGGAUCGAGGAAGUUUGCCAAGCUGAUCAUGUCGGGAAACUAUGAGGAGGCGUUGAGCAUAGCCAAGACCCAGGUGGAGAUGGGAGCCCAGGUGUUGGACAUCAACAUGGAUGAGGGGAUGCUGGAGGGUCCUGCCGCCAUGGCCCGGUUCUGCUGUCUCAUAGCCUCCGAGCCUGACAUCGCCAGGGUACCUCUGUGUAUAGACUCGUCGAACUUCGAGGUGAUCAAGGCGGGACUGAAGUGUUGUCAGGGGAAGUGUAUCGUGAACAGCAUCAGUCUGAAGGAAGGAGAAGAGGAGUUUCUCCAGAGAGCUACGACUGUCAGACGCUACGGGGCUGCCGUGGUUGUUAUGGCCUUCGACGAGGAGGGUCAGGCUACGGAGACAGAGCGCAAGGUCGAAAUCUGUAGCAGAGCCUAUCGCCUCCUGGUAACUCAAGUGGGCUUUGACCCCAACGACAUCAUCUUUGACCCCAACAUCCUGACCAUCGGCACGGGCAUGGAGGAACACAGCGAGUACGCCAUCAAUUUCAUCAGAGCCACAAGGCUCAUCAAGGAGUUGUUGCCUGGGGCCAGGAUCAGUGGAGGCCUGUCCAACCUGUCCUUCUCCUUCAGAGGCAUGGAGGUUAUCAGAGAGGCCAUGCAUGGAGCCUUCCUCUACCACGCCAUCAAGGAUGGCAUGGACAUGGGCAUAGUGAACGCUGGCAGCCUGCCUGUCUAUGAUGAUAUUGACAAGGAGCUCCUGCUCAUGUGUGAGAACCUCAUCUGGAACAAAGACCCAGAGGCCACAGAGAAGCUACUGCUGUACGCACAGAGCUGUGCCAAAGGAGGGAAGAAGGUGGUCCAGACGGACGAGUGGCGAGAGGGAACUGUGGAGGAGAGGCUGGAGUAUGGGCUCAUCAAGGGUAUAGAUAAGUAUGUGGUAGAGGACACAGAGGAGGCGAGGUCCCAGGCUGAAUUCUAUCCGAGGCCCCUACACGUCAUCGAGGGGCCCCUGAUGAACGGCAUGAAGGUGGUGGGAGACCUGUUUGGAGCUGGGAAGAUGUUCCUACCUCAGGUGAUAAAGUCAGCACGUGUGAUGAAGAAGGCUGUGGCCCACCUGAUCCCCUACAUGGAGAAGGAGAGGGAGGCCAUGCUACUGGCAUCAGGAUCAGUAGAGGAGAUUGACCCCUACCAGGGCACCAUAGUGUUGGCCACAGUGAAGGGAGACGUCCACGACAUCGGGAAGAACAUUGUAGGAGUGGUGCUGGGCUGCAACAACUUCAGAGUGAUUGAUCUGGGGGUCAUGAUUCCGUGCGACAGGAUACUGAGGGAAGCCAUCGACUGCAAAGCAGACAUCAUCGGUCUGUCUGGCCUCAUCACGCCCUCGCUGGAUGAGAUGAUCUACGUUGCCAAAGAGAUGGAGCGGCUUGGGAUGAAGACCCCACUCCUGAUCGGAGGGGCCACCACCUCCAAGACCCACACGGCAGUGAAGAUCGCUCCCCGUUACAGCUGUCCUGUGGUGCAUGUUCUGGAUGCCUCCAGGAGUGUGGUGGUGUGUUCUCAGCUGCUAGAUGAGAACGUGAAGGAGGAGUUCUUUGAGGAGACGACAGAGGAGUACGAAGACAUCAGACAGGACCACUACGACUCUCUAAAGGAGAGGCGCUUCCUGUCUCUAGCCCAGGCCAGGGAGAAAGGACUCCAUGUGGACUGGCUUUCUCAGACCAAACCAGUGUGUCCUCAGUUCCUGGGUACCCGUGUGUUUGAGGGGUAUGAUCUGCGGAGGCUGGUGGACUAUAUCGACUGGAAGCCUUUCUUCGACGUGUGGCAGCUUAGAGGGAAGUACCCUAACAGAGGGUACCCCAAGAUCUUCAAGGACAAAACCGUGGGUGAGGAGGCUCGGAGGGUGUUUGACGACGCUCAGCGACUCCUCAACAGACUGAUAGAUAAUAAAGGUCUCUGGGGGCGUGGCCUGGUGGGCUUCUGGCCCGCUCAGAGUGUAGGAGACGACAUCCAGGUGUACGAGCAUGACGUCACACCUCGCUCCGCCACGCCCCUCGCCACCUUCUACGGACUACGCCAACAGGCAGAGAAGGACAGUGCCAGCUCAGACCCCUACUACUGCCUGUCUGACUUCGUGGCCCCGAGGGCCAGCGGUGUGUCUGACUACAUGGGGAUGUUUGCUGUAGCUGUGUUUGGAGCGGAGGAGCUGAGCAAACAGUUUGAGACCCAGGGAGACGACUACAACAGUAUCAUGGUUAAGGCUUUGGCUGACCGUCUGGCCGAGGCGUUUGCUGAGGAGCUCCACGCCAGGGUGCGUAGGGAACUGUGGGGCUAUAGCGUGGAGGAGAACCUCCUGACUGAGGACAUGCACAGGAUACGUUACGAGGGCAUCAGGCCAGCAGCAGGAUACCCCUCCCAGCCUGACCACACUGAGAAGACCGCCAUGUGGACGCUGGGCGAGGUGGAGGAGAAAACGGGUAUCAAGUUGACGGAGUCUCUGGCCAUGAUCCCAGCAGCUGCCGUCUCUGGGCUGUACUUCUCUAACCCUAAAGCUACCUACUUCGCAGUGGGAAAGAUCACCAGAGAACAGGUGGAGGACUAUGCUGGGAGGAAAGAGAUGCCAGUGUCAGAGGUGGAACGCUGGCUGGGGCCAAUCCUGGGCUACGACACCGACUGACAGUGAUACUUCAACCAAUCCUGGGCUACGACACUUCUGCAUCCACAACCACUACCUAGAAAACAGAGGCGCUGCUCAAUGGUCAUGUCUAGAUGGGAUACAGCUUUUGUCAAAUUGAUGUCAAAAGUUGACAUUCAAACCCUUUUCCCAACCAUAAUCCAAUUCUCCUAACCUGCUGCGUUAAUUCUCCAAACCUGCUACGUUAAUUCUCCAAACCUGCUGCGUUAAUUCUCCCUAACCUGCUACGUUAAUUCUCCCUAACCUGCUGCGUUAAUUCUCCCUAACCUGCUGCGUUAAUUCUCCCUAACCUGCUGCGUUAAUUCUCCCUAACCUGCUGCGUUAAUUCUCCCUAACCUGCUGCGUUAAUUCUCCCUAACCUGCUGCGUUAAUUCUCCCUAACCUGCUACGUUAAUUCUCCCAACCUUAACCUAAUACUCCUAACCUGCUACGUUAAAUCUUCCUAACCUGCUGCGUUACUUCUCCUAACCUUAACCUAAUUCUCCUAACUUGCUACGAAAAGUAAAUUCUGAAAAAAGCUGCAUCCCUUCUAGACCCUACUUAAAGGGCCAGAUUUUUUUUUAAAGCGUACACUUCACGUGAACUAAGGCUCAACUUAGAAAAUAAACUUUUUUUUUUUUUUCAUUUUUUUAUAGCUAUUUUCAAAAUGGCCACCUGUCAGUAAAGAAAUGGAGCUGUUUGUAUGGUCUAACAUUUUACAGUUUUAAUAUAACAGCUGUUGCCAAAGUCAUUUAUACUUUUUAAUGGAAAUCACAAUCUUAGAUUUAAAAUCAUUAACAGAUUCAUAUGGUUAAUGUCAGAAUGUGAUUUUAUCAUUAGGGACAUAUUAAGUUCUAGAAGACUUACAUUUCCUCAGCAGGUUUUUUUAUUUGAGAUUGUAUUUAUGCUAAUUAGAUACAACUUGUUUACAAAAUUAUAAUUAGUAAACAUGGUCUUCAUCACAAUGUACACUUACUUACUUGACAUGCUGUAUUAAUGUCUAAACCUCAAAAAAAAAAAAAAAAGGUACAUGUUUUUAUGAAUGGUUAUUGUAAAUUACAGAUUUGAAUGAUUUUUGAUUUGUUUCACAAUUUGUCUUAAAGAAAAUGUGCCAAAAACUAUGACUGACCAGCUAUCAUUGUCAUCGAUUUACCCUUGAGGUGUCCACUAUUUCUGAAAAGAAGUAGUGAUUUUUAUGUUAUGAAUGUUCUGAGAUUACAAUGUUUUAUCUGGAAACCAUAUUCAUUUAGUAUAAAAGAAUUUGCUCAGUA